GUGGGGAUAUCGCCCUCUCUCUCCGUCUCUCUCUCCCUCAGCAGGAGGUGGAGCUUUGCUGGGUGCAAACUUGUGCGGCUCCGCGCGCGGCGCAGUCGCCUCGGCGCUGUGAGAGCGCAGCGUUAAGUCGGAGCGCUUUCGCAUGAACCUCCGUCCCGUGUGAAGUUGCGUGGAAACUUGAUGAGCCAUGAUGAGCCAGCGGACGGUCAACCUCGACACCUACAGCCUGUCGCUGCUCACGGCCAAGGAGGACAUCCUGAACCCAAGGACCUCCACCAACUGGGCUUUAUUCGCGUAUGAUGGCGUCAGCAACAAACUGAAACUGGCUGAUUCAGGCGUGGGUGGAGUCACAGAGCUGGCCAGCAAGUUUCACGCCUCCAAACCCCAAUAUGGACUUUGCCGAGUCGGAGAGACGGAGAGGGGAGACCCGCAGAUGGCACUGGUCAUCUGGGUCGGUGAGAACGUGGACGAGUUCCGCAGGACGGAAUGUGCCAGCCACAUUCCCGCCAUCCGACAGUUCUUCAAGGAAGCACAUGCAGCAAUAAGUGCGGAGAAGAUGGAUGAAGUGACGGAGGACAAGGUGAGCGCUGAGCUCAGCAGGACUCAGGCCCAGGCUCCAUCUCAGUGGGUGAGGAGAAACUCCAGGUCUGCAGAGAAGGAAGACUUGGUGGGAACCAACUACAGGAAGACAAACGCAGCAUUAGAGAUGAGACGAAUCAACCGAGACUCUUUCUGGGCGCGUGCAGAGCGCGAGGAAGAACAAAGGAAGGAGGAAGAGCGAAGACGAGCGACGGAGGAGAGGCGGCGUCUCGAGAAGGAGAGAGUCGAGAAGGAGAGGAAGGACGAGGAGGAGCGCGACCGAAAGAUGAACGAAAAGCUGCAGAUGAUCGAGGAGCAGAGGCGGAAACAAGCAGAGCAGGAGGAAGAAAUGCGGCAGAAAGAGAAGAUGAAAUGGGAGGAGCAGCAGAGGGAGCAUGAGGAGAACAUGAGGGCGCGGCUGAGGAGAAGCCAGUCCAUUGAGAAAGCUGCAGAGGCGGCAGCGCUGGUGUCCCAGCGGUCCAUCAACCCUCGCGAGUUCUUCCGACAGCUGUCGUCCACCUCACAGAGCCCGACCAGCCCCGGAUCCUCCCGCACCGGUCGGCCUUUCCGACGCUACCAGCGCAGCCUGACUGACACGGCUUUCAUCUUCUCCAGAGCAGAAGACAGCGCCCCCUCCUCCCCUCUCGCCUCCCCCCUGGUGUCGCCCUUCUCUCGCGCUCCCACGUCCCCGUUCUAUCGCACCAUGUCGCCCCCUGCCAGUCCAGAUUUCCGCCCUGUCACUUCUCCACAGAGGCCCGGGGUCCAACCGUCGCCGCCCACGUCACCGCUGCGUCCCGACCCUGCAGUGGAAGCUCCAGCACCUGUGGAAGCGCCCGCUCCCCCUGCCUCCCCCAAUCCCUUGUCCUCGUUGCCGACGGGUUCAGCACCGAACGGUUCCUCUCAGCCGGCUCCCGGGGCCUCGCCCUCGUCACCACCAAACACCCCGACGGAGCCGCAGCCGUCCAGUUUUGACUUUGAGGCGUGUGCGGCCCCAUCCGGGGCCCUUCCUGAGGCCACACCUGCCGCAGAUUUCCACCAAAGAGUGGUGCAGGAGCUGGCCUCGGACACCGGCUACAUAGCUCAUGCCGUGCUGGUGGAGGAGGACGAAGAGGAGGAGGAGGCAGAGAAGGAGGUGGAUCGAGCUGAAACAGAAGCAAAGACAGAUGUCUUCACUUUAGAAACAGCUGAGGCCGUGAUAGCGGAGGAGGAAGAGGAUGAAGAGGAGGAGAGUGCAGUGAGGAAUGAGGUUGAAGAGGUGAGGGAGGGCGAAACUGAAGAACAGGACGAGGAAGAAGAAGAGAAGGAGAUAGAAGGAGGCGUGGAGGCAGUGGCAGAGGAGGUUGAGGUAGCAGUGGAAGAGGCGGAGACGGAGGAGACGGAGGUGAAUGAAGAAGAAGAAGAGCCCAGUCCAAAGCUGCUGCUUUCUGCGCGAGAGGAAGAGCUGAUCACAGAGGCCGAAGCCAUUUGUCAGAAGAUCAUCAACGAAGCUGUGGUCCUGUCCACCAACGGACUCAGGAAUGGAGACGAGGCGCAUGAAAGAAAUGGCUUAGCUUCCUGGAGCCUGUCCGAUGCUGAGACCGCCUCCCCGGAAUUGGCCCCGGUGAGCGGCCAUGACCAUGAGACCGAGGACGAGGAAGACGAGGAGCAGGAGGAGCACCAGACGACUGAAAACGGAGAGGAGGCGCAGCCCCAGAUGUGCGUCCGAGCUCUGUACGACUACACAGCAGAGGACGAGAGCGAGAUCUCGUUUGAGCCCGGCGACAUCAUCAGAGACGUGGAGGCGGUGGACAAGGCCUGGUGGAGAGGCUGGAGCAAAGAUGGACGCCAGGGCCUGUUUCCCUCCAAUUACGUGGAGACCAUCUAAGCGGCGUGGCAGCCCGGCGCGCUCUCAGGGACACACUCUUCCUCACGCUCCUGCCUGCCUUCAUCCUCCCACUCUGCAGCUCCUGCUCCUGCACACCAGGAAGAAUCACAGCUCUUUUUUUGAAGUUGUUGAGUUCAAAAAAAAUCUCACACUAUGCAGAUUUUCCUGGAUGAAUUAGUUGUUGCCUUUCCCCGGACCAAAAUAACUUAUCUGAGGAUACUGUGGCGGGAGGAGGGAGACGCAGAUCAACAAAAAGCAGCAAACUUUCUUUUCAUGUGAGAAAGAUCUGUUUCUUCUCUAUUAUUCAUGUCUUUUGAUGCAACACAUCAUAAGCUGCCGCUGGUGUGUGGUGAUGUGUGUCUCCAUGUAUGAAGAAGAAGCAUCAUCAUAAUCCGUCUGCACAUCCACCUAUAACCUUCAGUUGGAGGCUGGGAGUGUUUGACACCUGCACCUUUCUUACAGUCUUCUGCCGUGGAUUCUUCUUCUUCUUCCUAAAACGCUUUCAUCUCCUGGAAUAUUUCAAGACCUUGUGUUGUGUACAUACGAAUGUGUAUGGAUCUGACAUGUUCAGCCCUCAGCUUGUUUGUUUUAUGAAAUCAGUUAUUUACGUAAACACUAUUCCCCAAAGUAUUUCAUUAAAAUCUGUUUUUCUUCUUGGUGGAUUUUUCCCCUUUCAAACUGACACACAGUGAAGAAGGAAACUCUAUGUGAUUUGAAACUGCGUGUAAAAUUUGAAAUAAAAUCAUAUAACUAUUUCA
Synchiropus splendidus (mandarinfish) is the source of this 3201-nucleotide messenger RNA. RefSeq names its product drebrin-like protein A. Gene Ontology annotation, cellular component: plasma membrane; postsynaptic membrane; lamellipodium. Gene Ontology annotation, molecular function: actin filament binding. The transcript has 16 exons. Gene Ontology annotation, biological process: positive regulation of axon extension; postsynaptic actin cytoskeleton organization; positive regulation of dendritic spine morphogenesis. Bases 188 to 2443 code for a protein of 751 amino acids. Lineage: Eukaryota; Metazoa; Chordata; Actinopteri; Syngnathiformes; Callionymidae. The record is from RefSeq and is a predicted model, not a curated record.